Molecule: messenger RNA, 1500 nt
Organism: Lampris incognitus (smalleye Pacific opah)
Lineage: Eukaryota; Metazoa; Chordata; Actinopteri; Lampriformes; Lampridae
Gene: pip4p1a
Product: phosphatidylinositol-4,5-bisphosphate 4-phosphatase 1a
Exons: 7
Coding region: 19-831 (270 amino acids)
Biological process (GO): phosphatidylinositol dephosphorylation
Cellular component (GO): lysosomal membrane; plasma membrane; late endosome membrane
Molecular function (GO): phosphatidylinositol-4,5-bisphosphate 4-phosphatase activity
Source: RefSeq, a predicted model, not a curated record
ACGCCUCUCUCUCUCGGUAUGGCGGACGGCGAGAGGUCCCCGUUACUAUCGGAUCUGGGAGACGGCGCUCUCGGCAGCGGAAACGGCGGAGUGUCGCCCGGAGCGGCGCCCUACUGUGUGCCCAACAAACCAGACAGCUUCCCUCCUUUCCCCAGCCCAACCCAGCCCUCAGUGCUCCACGGUGAGGACCCUCCACCCUACUCCCCUCUCACCUCCCCAGAGAGCGGAAGCGCCCCGGUAAUAAACUGCCGGGUUUGUCAAAGCCUAAUUUCCGUAGAGGGCAAGGUCCACCAGCACGUGGUGAAGUGUGGGGUCUGCAAUGAGGCUACGCCCAUUAAGAAUGCUCCAGCGGGGAAGAAGUACGUGCGCUGCCCCUGCAACUGUCUGCUCAUCUGCAAAGUCACCUCCCAGAGGAUCGCCUGUCCUCGGCCGUACUGUAAGAGGAUAAUCAACCUUGGUCCAGUCCACCCUGGUCCGGCCAGUCCUGACCCCCAGCCAGCUGGGGCCCGAGUCUCCUGUGGACACUGCAGCAACACCUUCCUGUGGACAGAGUUUACGGAUAGGACGCUGGCCCGAUGCCCACACUGCAGGAAAGUCUCCUCCAUUGGUCAGAGGUAUCCCCGGAGGCGAAGCCUGUGGUGCUUUCUACUGUGCCUGGUGUUUAGCGUCUCCACUGCGGGGCUGAUGGCCGGUACGUGGGUCAGGGCGCAGACCUACCAGGGUAUCUACGCCUCCUGGGCCGCGCUUCUCCUCCUGGUUGUCCUCAGCCUGGGCCGGGCGCUCUACUGGGCCUGCAUGAGGGUCAGCCAGCCCCUGCAGAACUUCACAUAAACCCUGCAGCAUCCUGCCCCCAACCCACCAAAUGGCAGUAGAGACAGCUUUAAACAAACAACAACAAAAACAUAAAAGAAUAUUUAUUUAAAUCCAGUCCCAGAAAAAAACGAAACAUUCUCCUCCCUCUCCUCCCCCUUCCCUUUUAGUCAUUGUUCAUGUAUUUCUAAAAUGGAUUGCUACCAAUUGACAAGGUGGCUCUGACUGCCACAUAUCCAUCAAUGGUUACACUGAUGCAUAUAUAUAUAGUAUAUAGAUGGCACGGUGGCGCAGUGGUUAGCGCGGUUGCCUCACAGCAAGAAGGUCCUGGCUUCGAGCCCCGGGGUUGUUCAACCUUGGGGGUCAUCCCGGGUCAUCCUCUGUGUGGAGUUUGCAUGUUCUCCCCGUGUCUGUGUGGGUUUUCUCCGGGUGCUCCGGUUUCCUCCCACAGUCCAAAGACAUGAAGUUCAGGUGAAUCGGCCAUACUAAAUUGUCCCUAGGUGUGUGUGUGUGUGUGUGUAUAUAUGUGCACGUAUACGUUUUACCCUGUGAUGGUCUGGCUGCCUGUCCCAGGGUGUCUCCCCGCCUGCCACCCAAUGACUGCUGGGAUAGGCUCCAGCAUCCCCGCAACCCUGAGAGCAGGAUAAGCGGUUUGGAUAAUGAAUGAAUGAAUAUAUAUAGUGCGCCAGU